AUGACGGAACAACCGGUGUCAGUCCUCUUCGUCUGCCUCGGCAACAUCUGCCGCUCGACCAUGGCCGAGGGCGUGUUCCGCAACAUUGCGCAGAAGCCGCCGUACAAGGGCCUCAUCAGCAAGGUGGAUUCCUGCGGUACAGCGGCCUACCACGUUGGCGAUCCCCCAGACUCUCGCACGAUGGCGACUCUCGAAGACCACGGUAUCACGGACUAUUACCAUGCCGGUCGCAAGGUGUCGCCAUCCGACUUUAACAAAUUCGACUACAUCUUCGCCAUGGACCGAUCGAACCUGCGCGACCUUCAGAACCUCCAGCAGCGCGGCAACCCGGACUCCAAGGCCAAGGUAAUGCUGUUUGGCGAGUUCUCGGGAGGCCGGAGGCCAGAGGUCGUGGACGACCCGUACUACGGCGGCGACGAGGGCUUUUCCAAGGCCUACGAGCAAUGCACGCGGUUUUCCGGCAACUUUCUGAAGCACAUCUUCCCUAACAUCGACCCCAAGGCGUAA
Colletotrichum higginsianum IMI 349063 is the source of this 507-nucleotide messenger RNA. RefSeq names its product Phosphotyrosine protein phosphatase. Gene Ontology annotation, biological process: protein dephosphorylation. NCBI's taxonomy places the organism in Eukaryota, Fungi, Ascomycota, Sordariomycetes, Glomerellales, Glomerellaceae. Gene Ontology annotation, molecular function: acid phosphatase activity; non-membrane spanning protein tyrosine phosphatase activity. Gene Ontology annotation, cellular component: cytoplasm. Bases 1 to 507 code for a protein of 168 amino acids. The transcript is spliced from 3 exons. The record is from RefSeq and is a predicted model, not a curated record.